GUGAAAAUUCUGUCUGGGCUCUUUUUUCUUUUUAUAGAUAUGACAACAUGAGACAAUUCAUAGUAUUUGUGUGUCUAUUGAAUGUGGCUGUGGGCCAUGUCAAGGUUUAAUCUAGAUUUAAAAACUAUAUUAAGAAAUGCAUAUUUGACGAAUUGAGUCGUUUUUUGUAAGACGCGUUCAUCAAGUCUUUUUUUCCCCCGCUUCAUUUUACAAGUAGACAUUUAUGAUUUCAAUGCGAACGUUUAAGUUCAGCUUUUUUUUUCAACAGAUUUGACAAAAUGUUAUACACUUAAUUUUGCAGUCGUGAUUUUCUUUCUAAGUUUGUUUGUUUUUGUUUGUGUGUUUUUAAUGUUAUUCGUUGUUUUUUUUAUGGGGGGGGGGGGGGGUGGUAUUGGUGAAUUAUACAACGCUUUGUACAGAGUGUUGCAUAGUGCUUAAAUUUAAUUGUUUUGAACUAUUUGAAUUUCAGAUUGAUAACCAUGACGUUGGAGACAGUGUAACGCGUGGAAGGGAUCGAUUCGGAGGAGGUGUUCUCAUAAGCCGAGAUGUGAUAGCCCAGAAUCCAGUCGAUAGUAGAUCAAUAAUCGAUGAAAUAAACAAAUUGCUUGUAAAAGCUCCUCAUGGUGUGUUUUUUUUUUGUUAUUCUUGAAUGUACUAAAGGAAAAAAAAAAAUAAUUUUCUGGAUUACACAUUUUUGUAAAAAAAAUAUCUGCAAAGUAUACGUUAACCUAAUAGUAAUUUAAUUCCCGCUACUUAAACGCCCAUGCGUAAAUCUAAACUAUGCAUCUCUCCAAAUGCCAUAUAUUUGCAGUAUUUAACAUAUUUUUAUUGUUAGUAGUUCUAAGAAAUGUUUAAUGUCUGUUUAAUUAAAUAGUUCAUAAUUAAUGACUAAAAAUGUUUAUUUACAUGGUGUUAAAUUUAAAAAUUAAUUAUUAUAAUCGCUAAAUCCCUGCAACUUACAUUAUCUACAUCUCUUUAAAGUAAAACAUAUUAUUAUAUUGUGUUUCUUUAUAAUUGUUUUAGUUUCUAUAAAUGUUUACAUUUUAAAUUUAUUUUUUAAUUAAUUUGAAUGAAGUAAUGGAGUAUCUUAAUUAAAAAUGAAAUAUAAAUUUAAUACCAUUUAUUGAGUGCAAGACAAAAUAUAAUACUAUUAAAAAAAACACAUGUUUAAUUUUAUACGUAAGGUAUUUCGGCAGAUGAAAUGCGUGCAUUCAGUAAAAAAUUGAAACAUCUCUUACAUGCAUGGAUAGAACGGAAGAAAUUGGAAGGUGAGUAAUUAUUAACUAAGAGACAGAUGUGAAAUUUUGUGUAGAAAAUUGUCAUAUAUCUAUAUAUAUAUAUAUUGAUACCAAUGAAUUGCUGGGAUCAAAAACAAAUUUAAAAGACUUUGAAAAACAUAUUUACUCAAUUGAUGUUUUAAAUAUAAAAUAUGAUCUUAAAAACAAAUGUGAAUAUAAUGUAUUUAUUUCUGACUACUGAUAAAGUGAAGUCAUAUGGAUCCGCUGCAGAGGUGCAUAAAUAUUGAAAAUUACUUUUUUGAACUAUUCUCUUAACUAGAAAAUCUAAAUUGAUAAUUCUUAAAGGUAAAUUAACGCUUUAAAUGUAUUUUUCAAAUUGUUUAGUAUUAUUUUGUAGAAUGUUUUCUAUCUACUUUGCAGUAUUGGAUGAAGAGGUGACGAAAUUUAUCAAAGAAAUCACCUCAUCUUUUAGCUCUGUGGCCGCACUAGAUUUACUUAACUCAGGUAUGGCUAUUAAACAACAUUACAUAAAAAUUACAGAGACAUUUCAAUGCAGAGUUCUUUGAAAAAAUGUUAAAAUCAAUUAGUCAUACAAUUUAUUAUUGGCCAAAGGUAAAGAGAAAUCAAAAUAAUAAUCCAUUUCAUUUUUUAUGUAGCUAGGUCUAGUGCAAAUAAUUUUUAACAACAAUAUUUAUCAAGGAUAAUAUAUUUGAGAAAGCGUUCAAAAAGUGUAAAGCAAAUAAAUAUUGAAACUUCCUUGUAAUUCUUUCGUCUCUUUAUCAAAGCAAAAAGUAUCUUGUUCAACUUUUUAUGCUGUAUUAAUUUAGAUUUUUUUUUUAAUAUUAUCUUUUCCAAGGAAAAAUCUUGAAAAAUUGAUUUUUUUACCAAAUAUUUUAUAUCAACUUAGAUUUUGUUCGUUUGUUUCUUGUGAGAGAAUCCUCGGUCGGCUAUUGGCCCCCUUCCCGUCAGAGUAUAGAACUUAAACUUCGUAUAUAGGCUUGCUGCCAAUGACAACAUACUCUAUCAAAUAUUCAGCCUCAUCCUCAAACCUCAAAAUGCAUUACACAACUAAUAUAAAAUUAAAUAUUUUUCAAAAUUGAAAGUAAAAUUGCUUAUUGCAUACGAAACAACGCAUCAUUUGGGUUAUUUAAUAACUCUAUAACUUACAUAACUAGAAUGGUACGGUUGAUGUAAAAAAACAUCCAAGAAGUGAAUGCUUAUACGGAGUUCAUUGCGUUUUAUUGUUUUAAAAAACAUACAUUGUUAGGUUAAUUCACCGCCAAUUCUAUAUGUUGAUUUACAUAAGAUUUGUUUUUUUUUUUGUUAAUUUAAAUGUCGUAUAAACGACGAUAUCAAUAUUAAAAAAAUAUAAAUUUUAAAUUAAUUAAUAAAAUUUUUUUUAUAAUUUAUAAAUGUCAAAUACAUUUCAUUAAAACAGAUGCUUUAGGAGAUGAGGCAUACAGAGUGACGGUUAUUCUUCAAAUGUUGAAGAGAUGCAAAGAGGAAAUUCAAAACGCUUUGGGUAAGAACAUUCAUCAUGCCUUCUAAUCAAUGUUCAAUUGAAUUUGUUUAGAACCGAAAAUCUGUGGUGUAAUAAAAAAUUUAUGUUUUUGCUAAAAUUGAUUUAUUGCAAUUCAAACACGCGCAUAUAUCUUUUAAAAAAAAUUAUUUAUAAUUAUAUAUAUAUAUAUACAUACAUACAUGCAUAUUUAUAUAUAUAUACAUAUAUUUAAUUUAUUUAAAUAUAUUUAUAAGGGUGUGUGUGAGUAUGUGUGAGUUAAAUUAUGUAUUUUUAUAUGUAACAAUAUUAAUUGUAAAAAAAACAAGAAUCGGCAAAAAGGUGGUUGCUCUACAUGUUGGGAAUAAAACCCUUCUACAAUAAGAAAACAUGAUUAUUUUUAAAUUAUUGCAAAUUUAUAGAAAAUACGCCCAUAAAUAAUCAUCUUAAAAAACGCACGAGUCCUUACCCUUGAAAGCCUUAAAUAAACAGUAUUAUUCGUGAAAAUAUUUAAAUAUGGCUUUAUUUUUAGUUCGCAGAACACUAUGCUUUUAAAAAAAAAAUGGACAAUUUAAUUAAUAUAGUUAUCGUUAAUUAGAAAGCUCUGAAUAAUUAAAUGAUUUGUUUAUUUACAAAGUAAGUUCAUUAUGUGUUAGAAUUGUUUAGACAUUAGAUUAUGCUAUUAGUAACAGUUGAUUAUGUUAAAGAGAUGUUUUCAAAUUUAGAAUAUACAAUUCAUAUACAGUUCGUCAUGUAAUAGACAGGGUGGUAAAUUUCAUUAUACACGCCGCGUGCGUUCAGUAAGUCGUGCCCCUUAUGCCACAUCUCCAUACAGCAAAUCUUUUGUAAUCCGGUCUUCCUCCAUUGUUCUUACAUGUCGUAGCCAGUGAAGGCGUCUCUUGCUAAGAGCUGAAAACAUCAUAUAGAUUUUGUCACGUUACAAAAUCUCUUUUUCGCAAACUUGUUCUGUCAUCGAAUGCACAAAAUGCGAAACAGACAUCUUUGGUGGAACAUGUUGAGACUGGAAUAUGUUGUCCACAUUUGACUACCGCAUAUGAGCAAUCUAAGCAAACAUGCUAGAUAGAUGAUAAGUUUCGUACUUACAGUUAUUUUAGGAAUAUUUCCACAUCGAUUUUUUGAUUUAGUUGUUUUGAAGGGAACCAAUGGAAAAAAAUAGGUUUUGCUAUUUUCAAAUAGGUGAUGCUUCUUUGGCAAUCAUAAUAUUCCCGUCUUCACAAACAGACUGUAUUAGAGAUUUUGGAUCCAAGCUAUGUGAUAUUCUCAACUGCUAAUAGAUUAUUGCUCUCAUUAUUUAUAUGUAAAGGGACGGUAAUCUUGCAUCAAGACUUUUGUUUUCUCCAUACUAAUUGACUAUCAAACGCUUUACAUGCGUGUAAGAAGCCGUUAACUGACCGCUGAAGACUGUCUUCUCUGUGCGAUGUAUUUAGGUGGCAUCAACAGUGAAUAGCAGUUCAAUAAUAAGAAUAGCAGUUCAAUAAUAAGUACCUUUCUUUGCCUGCGUCUUUGCACAAAUGCGGGCGAUAUUGAAACGCUUACCCUCAAAUCGGUUAUGGAUAUUAACAGCGACUUUAUUGUCCAUGAAAAUCCUUUGAGAAGAUAAUUGAGAAGAGCGUUGGUGCCAGUAAAUAACCUUGUUUUAAUCAGCUGCUGACUGGGAAUGUCUCAGAUCCCAAGCCACCGAAGUUACUGUGCUGUGCAUUCUUCGUGAAAUGUAUGUAUGACUGUAAGCAGUCAUGGGGGACAACCAAUUUUAUGCUAAUUACUGAACAGUUCACUCGAGCCUACCCAACGGAAUCCCUUGGUCAUAUCUAUGCAAGCAAUGCAAAGAGGCCUUAUCGGUUCACGACGCUUCUCCUGUGUGUGGAAUACAGAGAAUAGCAUUUGUAUAGUUGAAGAAUACUUCAGGAGCCAGACUGGGAACCCUGGGUAGGUGCGGUUAGCAUGAAUCUGUAAUCGUUUAAUAAUUAGACGUGCACAAGUGUUUCCAUAUAAGCCUAACAGAAAAUACUUCGGCUUUUUUUUUUUUUUUGAUAAUCGCUAGGGCCACUUUGUUUUAUACAAUAUUACGAUGUUGGCAUCUUUCGUGUCCUGGGGACCGUGACCUGCCUCCCAACACAUUCAGAGGACCUCAUGUAAGGCUGAAGUAGCAUAUUAUUUUUUUUUUAAUUUUGUUCUUGUUGCUUAUUAUUUUUAUAAUUUUAUUGUUGGAAUAUUUAAAAAGAAUAAUAAUGUAUCUUUUUUUAAAAAAUUAAUCACCAACUACAGCUACAGGGGAUAAAUACGGACACAUUAUCAAGGUUGUUUAUGUCUUGGCAGAUAAGCUAGAGAAUGCAGCUGAGAAUGCUGGUUUGUGAUUAAUUAUUGUUCUUAUUUUUCAAGCCAAUUAUAACAUUUAAUAAAUAAAAUCGAAAUUCAAUAAUAAGUAUUCCUAAAAAAUAUUUAACUGAAAUUAGCCUGACAAUUUAGCAAACAAUGGCAAUGUAUGCAAAACUAAAAAGAAAAGCUGGACAUCCCUUUAAAAAUAGUGUCUUCUCAUAUAAUUUAUAUGAUUUAUAACAUACAUAUUAUGACAAUAUGGAAAAACAAUUUUUUUUUUUAAUUUUCUUACUUGAAGACAACGUAUUAUAAGCAAAUAUAGUAAGAUUAACUGGAAAAAAUGUUUAUCUUUCUUGUCACUACUUGCAUCACCUAGGAGUUGGAUCAAUGAACUUUUGACAAAUGAACGUUUAAGUUGCGUUAUUCUUAGUACGGGCUCAGUGAUAAUAUUUCCUUGUUUAUGUUCUUUGAUAAUAUCAUCUAUGUUUAAUGAAUAUUCAGCUAAAAUAUGUACACUUUUAUUCGAAUAUUGUGAUAAAGUAAAAAAAACAACAAGUUAUUACAUUAAAAUACGUAACUAGCUCUAACAGUAUACUUAUUUUUUAUCUUUAAAAAAUAAUUGCAUUUUUUAAAAAGUAUUGUACAUUUAUAUUAAAAUGUAUACAAUGCGUGACCUAUAAAAAAUAAUUGCAUUUAACUUUUUUCCCCUUCUAAAUACCUUGAUGAAAACUAUUUAUUUAGAAUCUACAUUAACUCAAGUAAAAACAACGAUUUUAAGAAUCUUAAGAAGAUGGUAAGAAAUAUUUUAACGAGGAAGAAUGCUACUGCAAGUUCACCAAAAGUAAUAUUUAACUUUACAGUGGACCUUUACAAGGUGAAUUUGUACAAAAGGGAUGUCUACAAAAGGGUGAGUAAAAAACAUUUUAAAAUAUAA
Lymnaea stagnalis (great pond snail) is the source of this 6007-nucleotide messenger RNA. Lineage: Eukaryota; Metazoa; Mollusca; Gastropoda; Lymnaeidae. The record is from the annotation of a GenBank genome assembly.